GAUCCCACGGCACAAGGCUGCCACAUCCGGAGGAAAAAAAUUCCCCUGCGCUGCGCCUACUGUCCAGUGUAUGCUGCUCUCUCUCCGCUCGUGUCGCUGCUCGGCUACUCUUCGAUUCUCCGACGAAUUCCGCCGCCACCUCCCCAUCUCUUCCAAGCAGGCGUCAAGUAAGCUUGCCAAGCUCCCUGCGGCCCCUUCCGGAACCUUACAAAACCCCUCCGCCCUCACUCCUAGGGUUUGGCCUCCGCCCUCGCCGGUCACCACCGGCGCGCGCGAUGGGGAUCGGGCGGAAGCGGCGGCGCGUGGGCGGGGAGCUGUCGCGGGUGGCGGAGAUCGUAAUGGUGCUGGCGGCUGCGGGGCAGGCGCGGAGCGGGCGGGCCCCGACGGCGGCGGAGCGGGCGCUCGCGGCGGAGGUGCGGGGCACGCUCGUCGCCGCGGUGGAGGAGGUGGCGUGGCCCAGGGAGCUGUUCCAGAGGGAGGCGGUGAGCGCGCUCGUCGAGGACCUCGGGCUCACCCACGCCAGGGACCCCGCCGCCGUGGGAUACCGCCCGCGCAGGGCAUCCAUCGCCGACAGGGUCGUCCUCACCAAGCGCAAGAUGGAAGAAGUCAAGGAAGCUCUCGUGCAUUCAACAACUAAUGUGCCUAAAACGACAAUCUCGAGUGGGAAAACUGGAUUCCAGCUUGGUGCUUCUAAGUCCACCACUGGAUCACCCAGGAACCUCUCAAACCCGAUGACAUCCCCAUUUAUCUUGAAGCAACCCCUGUUAAAUGGAACAGUAGCAGGAGCAUCUUCUGUAAAACCAGCUAACAUUCCUUCAAUUGUUUCGCUGCCACCUGUUGGCCCUGCAGAUAUCAAAGUGGAAAAAGGUCUUAAUGGUUCUAAUUUCACACAAAGUGGAGGUGCAGCAAUUACUGAUCAGGCAAAAUCAGAGCAUCACACUGCUACAAGUUCCGAUCAGAAUUUCAUACAGAGUUCCAGUCCGGCAGGAAAAUCUCUGGAUAAAAAUGCACCUGCUAUUCACCCUGUGACAGGAAGUUUUGUUACUGGACAUCAGGCUCCAAGUGGGGACUUAUCUGUUAAAAAACAAUCAGUCUUCUCCAAUCACAAGGUAAUAGCGGAAAACAUUGAACGGAUUGUAAACAAACAUGUUAUUCAUCCCAGCUGGGCUGUGCCUUCAACUGAGUAUAUGAAUACCCAACUAAACUGUCAGAUAUGUAAAAUUUCUAUUGCCGAUAUGGAAGGUUUGCUUGUUUGUGAUGCCUGUGAGAGGGGAAUGCACUUAAAAUGCCUUCAGCACUAUGAGGAUCAAGGUCUGCCUAAAGUCGAGUGGUAUUGUCCAACGUGCGUGGCACAUAGUAGGGGCAAACCCCUGCCUCCAAAAUAUGGCAAGGUUACAAGAACCAUUGUUGCACCAAAGACUAGUAUGAUUAGUGGUGUUACACAGCCUUAUUUGCAGGUAGCAGCAGAAAACCCAGCCAAAAAGGAUGGUAAACAAGUGGCAGCAAAUGAAGGUGUUAACAAUCAGAACUCCAACAAAGUUGGCAGCGCUGUGCACAAGAGUGGUACAUUGGCUUUAGACACUAGUUCAAAAUCAUUAUCGAUCUCUGCUGCUGGACCUCAAAACGAAAAUGUUAAACAUGACGAAACUUCAUAUAUAAAAAAGGAAAGAAAUAGCCAACCUUGUGGUGGCAUACUUACAGAAUCUGCAAAAUCCUGCAAUGAAGGUCAAAGUAGUGGAGCAUCGACAUAUGGUUCUGGCAAUCUGCCAGGGCAAUCUCAUAUUGACAGUUCCAUGAAUUCAGUAAACAAUUCCACCCUGCAAUCGACCACACUUUCUGGCUUAGAACAUUUGGACCAUUCUCCCAUUGUUUCUUCAGUAGAGAACUGUGAGAGCGCUGGAAACUCUUACCAACAUCCAAGCAAACAAAUGGCCAGCACUAGAACUGAUGAAACACAUCAAGCAGAUGAAGUUGCUAAGAAUGGGAUAAGAAAACCACUGGAACAACAAAUAAUGGCAGAUGAUUCCAUCUCAGAUUAUGGCAAUGCUCAUCUGGUGACUUCAAAUGGGCACAUUUGUCCUGAGCAUGAAAUUAUAGGGGAUCUUAUGGGUGAAUAUGUAGGUUGUAGCACAGCUAGUGUUGUGGAUUGGGUUGGUGAUGCCCUCAAAACUGUUGACAACAAGACUUACUAUAACUCUUGUAACAUUGAGGGUAUAAUAUACAAUCUUAAUGAUCAUAUUUUGAUUGCCUCAGAAGGUAGCAAGUCUGUUCCGUGUAAGCUGCAGUCACUGUGGGAGGAACAUGACUCUGGGUCUAGACUGGCUAUGGUCAAUCCCUAUUUCUUUGGCUCGGAUGCUCCAGAAUCUGUUAGCAAACCAUGUACCGAUGAAGAGAAUGAGGUAUAUGGUUCAAAUAAUCAAAGAAUUCUAUUGGUUUCUGCUAUUUGUGGCCCUUGUGACGUAGUAAAUGUUGACGAGUUUAGAGAAGAGACCAAGAGAUGCCAGCUAGACAAUUCAGGUAGUAGGUUGCAUCCGAUUUUCUUCUGCAGAAAUAGAGAGCAAAAGGAAAAGGACCAAGCAUGGAAACGGAACUACCUAAGCUAGUCAACCUCAUUCAGGAGCCUACGCCUAGAUGGAAGUAUGAUGAAUCCACGAGCAGUUUCUAUAAAGACUAUAAUGUUGAUAGUUAGAUGGGUUUCUGACAUUCUUUUUCUUGAAAAAUUAUACAUGUAGCUAUUAAACCAAAGGAGAAGCUGUACAUGCGCUUGUUGCUGGCUAUCAAAAUCUGAUGACUGGUACAAGUGUUGUGAAAAACGCAACUGGAUGUUUGGAUGAGGUGGAUUUAGUGGUUUACUCGCAACUCAAACUCCUUUCACCUGUUUCCUUACGUCGCAUCAUGUCGAAUUCUUCUCCGUAUAAGCUGUUGAAUGUUGAAGUAUGCUUGUUUUAGGUAUAAUUCUUCUCUGUAUAAGCAUGUUUUAACUGAUGACAGUUAUGAUGAUUGAUGGGACAUGGAGCCAGGACGAAGCUCGUUUUAGGCA
Molecule: messenger RNA, 3040 nt
Organism: Phragmites australis (common reed)
Lineage: Eukaryota; Viridiplantae; Streptophyta; Magnoliopsida; Poales; Poaceae
Exons: 7
Coding region: 276-2603 (775 amino acids)
Molecular function (GO): chromatin binding
Source: RefSeq, a predicted model, not a curated record